Messenger RNA from Pieris napi, 1592 nucleotides. RefSeq lists its product as uncharacterized. NCBI's taxonomy places the organism in Eukaryota, Metazoa, Arthropoda, Insecta, Lepidoptera, Pieridae. The record is from RefSeq and is a predicted model, not a curated record. The transcript has 3 exons. The coding region runs from base 723 to 1574 and encodes 283 amino acids.
CCUGGGGGCCUACCAUGAACUUUCUUAAAACAAUCCAGUUGAGAUGCAGUUGAGUUUAGGUACCUAAAGUCAAUCGCAUUUUUUCGUACCAUGACCGCCUAUAAGCUGAACCGUAUUAGCAUCGCAAGACCGAAUGAAAGAACGAUAAUUUUGUUUGUGGUUUCUAUGUAAGUUUAGAAAUUAAACUGUCAAACUUACUUCGACAGAUGUUUCUAUAAAAAUAAAUUAAAUAUAACAUUAUUUUAAAUAAUCUAUCAAUCACACUAAGCUAUUAAGAUUUAGAAAAUUAUAAUUAUUUAUAUAAAAAUAUUCUAAUAAAAUAUUUUAAGCAUAAAGUUUUCCGGUGAUUUGAUAUUUGACACUUACAUUUUUGAACGUUUUUCGGCCCGCGCCAAAGUUUAACAACUUUGCCGCGGUUGUUUCAAAAGUAUUAACUGUUAUAAGUUUAAAAAUUGCUAUAUGUUAUAUAUUAAAUUAUAUAUCUAAAAAUGAGGUAAGUAUUUUACAUACAUAAUUUAUACAUAUGCAAAAGAGAUUCCUUUAUUUUUUUGUUCAAAAUUUAGGCAAAACUAGAUAAGGUUGUUUGUUAAUGUUUCAGUGAAUCCACGAACCGUAGAGUCACUUAUAGACAGCUUGAGCAUUUGUGGGAAUUUUUGAAUAAAAAUAGAGAAAUAUUAUCCGGAUACAAUAAAACAGCUCGAGCGAGAGAAUUUUCACGGAGGAUGUGGGAAGAGAUUGCGAUAGGUUUAAAUGCACACGGGGAUGGCGCAGUUAAAGAUUGUAAAGCAUGGAAUAAGUAUUGGAAUGAUUAUAAGUCAAAAUUGAAAAAGUUGGCCCACCUAAACAGAUUAUCAAGAGACAAAACUGGUGGAGGAAAACCAGUAACAAAAGAAAUAAGUGAUCUAGAACAAAAGUUUUUAAGUAUUCUUGGAGAAGACUUUGGUUCUGGGUUACCCCAAAUUAGAGUUGAACCAUUUAUAGCAACACAAAGCCUGCCUGACACAAAUACAGACUUUACAGACAGUAUUUUAGCUGUGUCUGACUGGGUAAUUUCACAUACCAAUUGUAUAGAACCCCAGCCUUCAGAGAUAACUAACCAUCCACCACCAUUAACUUCCACACUACUACCAGUACCAUCAACAUCCACACUAUUACCACAACCAUCAACGUCCACACUACUGCCACAACCAUCAACAUCCACACUACUGCCACAACCAUCAACAUCCACACUACUGCCACAACCAUCAACGUCCACACUAACACAACCUGUCAGCUCACACCAAAGGCAACAGUCAACAACAGGAUCCCAAAGACCACCUCGCGCUGAAACCAGCCAUCGUCGUCGAGCUACACGAAAUAGGCAGAUAUCUGCUCAAGCGGCUCGUCAAGCUCUAAUUGAAGAAGCUCAAAAACAAACUAAGUUAAAAGAAGAAAAAUUAGAGCUGUGGAGAAGGCUUGUUAAAGAUAUUAAUGAAAUUAAAGACAUACUCAAAGCAGGUAAUUUUAAAUUGAAAAUGUUAAUACACAAAAAACCAUUGUUUAAUCAGAAAUAUAUAUUUAUUUUCUCACAAUAAUGAACACAAAAUAAAAAA